AUGGGGGCAACUACAAAGGACGGGAUCUUUGGUGCCAUGGAGAACGCGAUCAUGGAGUUGCGUGCGGCAGCGAGCAAAGCGCUAGAAGCUGCCACAGCGAAUGUGGAGGUGACGGAUGUGGCCGGCUUCGAGAUUUUAGACGAACUGGUCAGUCGUAUCACGAACCUUUCGACCGAGGUCGGCAAGGUAAAAGAUGUCCACACGUCAAUAGAAGAGACGAAGUACGGUACCGUUAUUGAGUGCUGCAUUGCGCGAGACUGCAAUACAGACGAGUCGAGGGGCUUUGGCUUUGUGACCUUUCGGGAGGCGGCACAAGCUACUCGGGCACUGGCCGACAGGCAACAUUUUAUCGACGGGGGUCCCGUGCACGUAAGACCCUACAAUUUGAAGAAGAAGGAGAAGAAGAAAGAGAAGGAGAAGUUGGUCAUCGUAUCCUCGGUCAAGCUGAUUAAUGUGUGGAGAUAUAUGCGACCUAAGGGUAAUGUGGUAUUAAUGUAUUUCGGGAAUGAGGGGGACGAGAAUGUGGGGCACAAGGAUGAAGGUGGUGGCUCCGGGUCUAGGCGAGACGUGAAUGAGUUGCGCCUAUCCGUUGGUAAUCUGAGCACUUCCACCGGGCAGCAGGCCUUGAAGGAGUACUUCUCUCGCUACGGCAACGUUACAGGUGUGGACAUAAUUCUAGAGCGUAAGAGUGGAAUGCCACGAGGUAUUGCUUUCGUAAACAUGAGCACACCACAAGAAGUGGAGGCUGUUCUAGAGGCGCGUCCUCAUCAACUGAGUGGGAAAGCCAUCAUCGUACGACCUGCAUAUUUACGAGCUUCAAAUCAAUUUGGUGCAGUCGCCAGUGUGAGACUGGAUCAAGUAAUGCGCAAAGCCUUUGUCGUCUUCUCCACUACAGAGGCGUUCCAGAAUAUGAGGAGAAAGUACAUUAUCUCCAUCGAUGACGAGCAUAUUCUCAUUCGUCGUGUUGAUGGAACUUGUAGUGUAGUCAAUCCUCUAUUCUCGAUAAAGAACGUUCAAGCCUAUUACCUUUAUCAGACUUGA
Echinococcus granulosus is the source of this 1041-nucleotide messenger RNA. RefSeq names its product DAZ-associated protein. Gene Ontology annotation, molecular function: mRNA binding. The transcript has 4 exons. The coding region runs from base 1 to 1041 and encodes 346 amino acids. The record is from RefSeq and is a predicted model, not a curated record. Lineage: Eukaryota; Metazoa; Platyhelminthes; Cestoda; Cyclophyllidea; Taeniidae.